AAAAUCAUAAGGACACGAGACAACCAACGAUUUGUCCUCCCAAAUCGCAGAGGUCAGAACUCCAAACCAGCGUCCUCCGGUUCCCAAAUUAGGGUUUACAAAUCUUUUUCAAAACCCUAAUUCGAUCUCAUUCCCCAAUCUUCCUGAUUGUGCCAUCUCGUACUCAUCCUACCCACCAAAUAUCACAUGAUCACAUCCCAACCGAAUCAUAAGUUUGCUCAAAUUCAUCAGGAAAGACCUCGCUUUCCCCUUAUCGUUGCAAAUUUAUUUACAGUGUAAUUCGUCAUGGACGUGGACGGUGGAAGACGAAUCUUCAACAGGCUUGGGUCGUCCUCUUCGACUGAUAACGGCAAUAAUCAUCAUAAUAAUAAGCAACAGAAGGUGUGUUUUCAUUGGAGACAAGGAAAGUGCACGAGAUUUCCCUGCCCAUUUCUGCACAGCGAACUACCAACGGCGGCUAAUGGUAAGAGGGCCCAUCAGGGGUUUGGACAGGAAGAUAAUUAUCGUGGAGGUGGAGGAUUGAGGAGGAGCGGGAACUAUAAUUUUAGUAAUAACAAUAGUUGGGGGAGGGUGCAGUCGAAGCAGCCUGUUAGUAGGUCCGUUGUGAAGAAGAUUGAGAAAUUGUGUAAUCACUGGGUACAAGGGAGCUGUAAAUUCGGAGAUGCCUGUAAAUACUUGCAUCAAUGGUCUACAGCGGAUUGCUUUUCAAUGUUGACGAUGCUUGAAGGGCACCAACAGGUUGUGACUGGGAUUGCUCUGCCUUUGGGGUCUGAUAAGCUUUACACCGGUAGUCAAGACGAGACUGUCAAAGUUUGGGACUGUCAAUCUGGUCAGAACUCGAGAUGUUUGCUUUCAGCCUCAGUGAAUGUGGGAGGUUCAGUAGGCUGUAUGCUAAGUGAAGGACCAUGGGUAUUCGUGGGUUUGACAAAUCUUGUCAAGGCAUGGAAUAUUCAAACAUCUACAGAUCUCAGUUUAAAUGGACCUGUUGGACAAGUAUAUUCCCUUGUUGUUGGCAAUGAUAUGCUCUUUGCUGGUACACAGGAUGGGACAAUAUUGGCAUGGAAAUUCAAUGUAGCUGCUAAUUGCUUUGAACCAGCUGCAUCACUCAAGGGCCAUACUCUUGCUGUUGUGACACUAGUGGUCGGAGGUAACAGAGUGUACUCUGGUUCAAUGGACCACUCUGUUAGAGUAUGGAGCCUGGAAACCUUGCAGUGUAUUCAAACUUUAUCUGGGCAUACAGAUGUUGUGAUGUCUGUUUUGUGUUGGGAUCAGUUCCUUAUAACGGCUUCAUUGGACAAAACUAUUAAGGUUUGGGCUGCAACCGAGGCUGGUAACUUGGAAGUCACAUAUACCCACAGUGAGGAACAUGGCGUGCUCACUCUGUGUGGGAUGCACGAUUCAGAAGUCAAACCUGUGUUGUUUUGUUCGUGCAAUGACAAUACAAUACGAGUCUAUGAUUUGCCAUCAUUUUCUGAGAGGGGGAAAAUCUUGUCAAAGAAAGAGAUUCGGUCCGUACAGGUAGGCCCUGGUGGUUUAUUUUUCACUGGCGAUGGUUUGGGUAUAGUCAGAGUAUGGAAGUGGUCAGCAGAACAAACCACCGCAUGAUGGAGAUAAUACGAGUUAUAGUAACGAUAUAGCCCUUUUUUUUUUUUAUCCCUGAUUUUAUUGUCACCUAAAGGUAUAUGAGAAAAUACGAAUUUGCUUCGUGGGGACUCUGCUUAGUGUCUGAAUGAGCCUGCUUUGUAAUGCAAUCAUGGUUGGUGAUUGGUGUCUAAUUGAGGUAAUUUCUUGUGUAUUUUUCAGCCAUUGGAUGGUCUUGUAAUAAAUUUUCUAUGUUGUGUACUUCCAAUAUGUAGUAAUGUUCGCUUGACUUAAUACUAUAUUAAAACGAUUUUUUGCUAUAGA
Molecule: messenger RNA, 1905 nt
Organism: Striga asiatica
Lineage: Eukaryota; Viridiplantae; Streptophyta; Magnoliopsida; Lamiales; Orobanchaceae
Source: the annotation of a GenBank genome assembly